Messenger RNA from Sus scrofa (pig), 1418 nucleotides. It is a transcript of the gene CTSZ, whose product is annotated as cathepsin Z. Gene Ontology annotation, molecular function: cysteine-type peptidase activity. NCBI's taxonomy places the organism in Eukaryota, Metazoa, Chordata, Mammalia, Artiodactyla, Suidae. The record is from RefSeq and is marked provisional. Gene Ontology annotation, biological process: proteolysis.
CGCGCCCCGCCCCGGGGGAGGGCCCGCCCGGGCGCAGCCACCUUAAGGGCCGGGCGGGGCGCGGAGCCGGGUCCGGACCAGGCGGGGUCGGGACCAGGCGGGGUCGGGCCGCACGGGCGCGGGAGCCAUGGCGUCGUCCGGGCCGCCGCCGCCGCUGCUGCUGCUGCUGCUCGUGCUGCUGGCGGGCGCGGCGCGGGCCGGCCUCCACUUCCGCCCGGGCUGCAGCUGCUACCGGCCCCUGCGCGGGGACCAGCGGACCCAGUUGGGGCACAGGACGUACCCCCGGCCUCAUGAGUACCUGUCCCCAUCGGAUCUGCCCAGGAGCUGGGACUGGCGCAACGUGAAUGGGGUCAACUAUGCCAGUGUCACCAGGAACCAGCACAUCCCCCAGUACUGCGGCUCCUGCUGGGCCCACGGCAGCACCAGCGCCAUGGCUGACAGAAUCAACAUCAAGAGGAAGGGGGCCUGGCCCUCCACGCUGCUGUCUGUGCAGCAUGUCAUCGACUGCGGCAACGCCGGCUCCUGCGAGGGGGGCGACGACCUGCCCGUGUGGGCCUACGCCCACCGGCACGGCAUCCCGGAUGAGACCUGCAACAACUACCAGGCCAAGGACCAAGUGUGUGACAAGUUUAACCAGUGUGGAACGUGCACUGAGUUCAAAGAAUGCCACGUCAUCCAGAACUACACCCUCUGGAAGGUUGGCGACUACGGCUCCGUCUCCGGGCGGGAGAAGAUGAUGGCUGAAAUCUACGCCAACGGGCCCAUCAGCUGCGGCAUCAUGGCCACGGAGAAGAUGUCGAACUACACCGGCGGCAUCUACGCCGAGUACAAGGACCAGGCCUACAUCAACCACAUCGUGUCGGUGGCCGGGUGGGGCGUCAGCGGCGGGACGGAGUACUGGAUUGUCCGGAAUUCGUGGGGCGAGCCCUGGGGUGAGCGAGGCUGGAUGAGGAUUGUGACCAGCACCUACAAAGACGGCAGGGGCGCCCACUACAACCUUGCCAUCGAGGAGAACUGCACCUUCGGGGACCCCAUCGUUUGAGGCCGACGUCUCCGGAAGUCUCAUGAGCCCAGGCCCGAGGGGACCCCAAAGUCGUGGGCACGGGCUUGGUGCUGCCCCGGUGAGAGGGAACUGGGGCUGAUGGGCAAGGAUGUGCCAGCUGUAGCAGCUGCGAGCACCCAGGAGGGCAGCUGGCAGGGAGCGGCACGGGCUGAAGGGGGACGAUGGGCACCUGCACAGGACACCCUGCCACCCCGAGCAGAGCGGCCCACGUGCCCGCCGUGCUCCUGCGUCUGGAAUGUAUUUAAGAGAGUUGAGACCCAUCACCAGUUCCUGUCGCCGUGAGGUGGGGGUGGGUGGGGGGAGAUGGCAAUGUCACCUCACACGAGUGAUGAAUAAAACGCACGACUCCACAGCA